GUUGAACUACUUUUAUAUACCAGCGGAAGACAUUUCGUCAGUGUUUAUUUGUAAACGUUGUUUUCAUGUGAAAUUAACCAUGAGAAUUAAUCUAAAAGGGGCCAAUCGGCUGCACCUGGAGAACAGCAGAGCGUACAGAUGUUGCUGCUGUUGUCAUGUCCGCACUGGAACCAUUUUUCUAGGAAUAUGGCAUAUGUUCAUGAACAUGCUGGUUCUGUCCAUGAUCGGAGUCAUGAUGUUCCACCCGAACGUGUUCCUGGCUCCUAAAGACAGCCAGGUGCACAUCAUACCUGUUGACGAGGUGGUGGAUGAAGUGAUGUCACCGCAGGAAUCGACCGUCAUCAACAGUAGUGACCCAUAUGCUCAAGUCGAUGAUGCAUAUAGCCUCGACUUGCUGGCAUAUGGCAUUGACAGAAAAUGGUCCAUACAGGAUGCACAUCUUGGUCUGGUGUUGACAGCCUGCACUUUCUUCAUCACCACUCUGAUGUGUUAUGGGGCUGUGAAGGGUCAUCCGGGUUACUUGAUGCCGUUCUUCUGCCUCCAAGUGUUCGACUUCUGCGUCACACUGCUGAGCAUCGUUGGGUACUGCUCUUAUCUGCCGGUUCUGAAGCAGAAACUGAUGGAGAACGUGAUGUUUCGUGAUGAGUUGGCUCGCAUAGAUGACCAGUGGUUUGGCGCAUUUGUGAUGGUUGCCUGCGCCCUGGUUGUCAGCCUGAAGGCGUACAUGAUGGGAGUGGUGUGGUCGUGCUACAAGUACCUGUGUCAGCGUAGGCUGCUGCUGGCCAACAACGUGGAUGGUGUCACACACUUCCUCGAUGUUGACUCCGAGGCUCUCCUGCCUCCAAUGUACGACGAUGUGCUCGAGAUGAAGAAGUCUGAGAUUCCCGACUGUCCGCCACCGGCCUACGCUCCGUAAACAUCGGCGAAAAUCGACGUCGCUGCGAAAAUGGCUUCGGGUGAGCGCGCGGGGAUGUUUCCCAUCGUCAGCAUCGUUUGUGGUUAACGAGUUCUUCGAUAAGAUCUCGACCAGCACUUGGACAUGCUGUUAUUGGUAAUUUAAUCACUUUAUGUUAUGCUGUGAGGGUUGUGGGACAAAAAUCGGCAUGAAAUGUGCUUCUGGCAACCAUUUUUUUUAUCACGAGGUGAUUCAUUUGGGUACAUAUUGUUGCGGCUGGCUGGGAAUAUGAUUUUUUUCCUGUGGUGCACGUUGCAGGUCCACAACAAUUCCGAAUUAAAAAUAUCUAUCAUAUGAAAACAAUAUUCCUUAAAUUUAAACAUGUUCUAUUGGAACUGUGUAUGCGCUAAUUUUUAUUGUCAUAAUUAAAUUGACCAGUGCUGUGAGAUUUUAAAAUGGGAAGGUGGUAAAACCGUAACACAUAAUUUAUGAUUGUCAAUGUAUCUAUUUGUAGGUGAGCAUAUGAUAAGUAAUUUGUGUAUAUGUACACCAUGCAUAUUUGUAUUAAAUAGGUAGUAUAUACUGUAAACACUGAAGCUAGUUAUAGAUUGGUUAGUCAAAAAUUCAUAUACUAAAUUUAAUGUCGUUGUAGACAAAAAUAACAAGACAAAGACCAUUUGAUUAGUUGGAACUUUUGAAACUAGCACGUUCUUUUUUCCAUGUUGUAUAUUGACAACAAGAAUCCUAAUCAUUAUGGCGUACCGUUUUUGAAUUUGCCCGAAUUUGAUUGUAUAACGUGUGGUACUAUGUCUCAAAAGGCUUACAAACUAAAUAUGCAUAUAUGAGCUUUUAAUUUUAAAUUCUUUUAUGUGGUAUAAAAUCAUGUGUGCAUAUAGUAGUAAGUAUACAACUAACAAUAAGUAUACCCAACAACCAAAUAGUGUAAUCUUGGUAAUAGUAAUGAAGUCGUAUAGUACUGAUGUCUGUUGAGUCAACCUACCCUGAUGUUGUAUGUGAAAAAAAAGCAGUUUUCCUUCACUCGAGUGUGCAUUACUUGAAUACAGUUGUGCUCAUAGGGUCUAUGUCCCCCAGGGUACUAUCGGAGGGUACCAUGGAUACGGUUCGAUAUAUCGGAACGUAC
Molecule: messenger RNA, 2036 nt
Organism: Priapulus caudatus
Lineage: Eukaryota; Metazoa; Priapulida; Priapulimorpha; Priapulimorphida; Priapulidae
Product: lysosomal-associated transmembrane protein 4A-like
Exons: 7
Coding region: 80-916 (278 amino acids)
Cellular component (GO): lysosomal membrane
Source: RefSeq, a predicted model, not a curated record